Molecule: messenger RNA, 2892 nt
Organism: Saprolegnia diclina VS20
Lineage: Eukaryota; Oomycota; Saprolegniomycetes; Saprolegniales; Saprolegniaceae
Product: TKL protein kinase, variant 1
Exons: 17
Coding region: 97-2586 (829 amino acids)
Biological process (GO): protein phosphorylation
Molecular function (GO): protein kinase activity; protein binding; ATP binding
Source: RefSeq, a predicted model, not a curated record
CUUGGUCGAACACCAUUGCACUGGGCUGCUUACAAUGGUCAUUCGGAGGUCGUCCGCUUUUUGCUCGAGAAGGGCGCGGCCAUCGACGUCAAAACCAUGGAUGGUUAUACACCAUUGAACUGGGCUGCUUCCGAAGGUCAAUUGGAGGUCGUCCGCUUUUUGCUCGAGAAGGGCGCGGCCAUCGACGUCAAAACCAUGCUUGGUCGAACACCAUUGCACUGGGCUGCUUCCGAAGGUCAUUUGGAGAUCGUCCGCUUGUUGCUGACGAAGGGCGCGGCCAUCGACGUCAAAACCAAAAAAGGCGAGACGCCACUCAUGCUCGCAGAAAAAGAUGGUCAUGGCAACAUCGCCCAGCUUUUGCGGGAAGCUCUUCGGGUGCGAGACGACCAAGCCAAGCUCUUCCACGCCCUCGACAAAAAGCGCUUUGUCGAUGCAACGAGAAUCCUCGAGCAAGAGACCAUCGACCCCAACCUCUGCGACAGCAAUGGAACGUCCUUGGUGCAGCUGGUGCUCGCGACGCAAGACCUACCGCUGGUCCACGCGCUCGUGAAAAAGCCCAACCUCAACGACAAGACGACUCGAGCCCUGGCAAAAAGCCCUGACGCGGCCAAGGCCCUCUUCCUCCACGCAGUCGCAACCAACGACGCGAGCAUGGUGCAUCAGCUGCUGUCUCUCGGUAUCAGCCCCACACUCACGAACGAGCAUGGAGAUAUUGCGCUGCACCUCGCGGCUGCCAGCGGCCACGUCGCCAUCGUCACGUCUCUGCUCAAGGUGGCAAAGGACGAGACGUAUGUCAACGCGAUCAACCACUUGGGUCACACACCCUUGCACGUUGCGGCCGCCAAGGGGCAUGCGGGCGUUGUCGAGUCUCUUUUGGAUGCCAACGCCAACGUCUUUGCGAUGACUACGUCGGGCGAGACGCCAUUGAUGCUUACGACGGACGAUCACGUCGUCGCGAUUCUGCAGCGUGCCAAAGCCAAAGCCAACAUGCAGCGUCGUCCGCAGCUUGUCGACGCUGUGUGCAAGCGAGACUACCGCCAGACAAUGGCGCUCGUGACUGACGGCGUGAGCCCCAACGCCAUGAACGAGGAAGGCGACUCGCUCCUGCAUCUCGCUGUGCAACGCAACGACCACAAGGUACUGGAUGCACUCGUGCGCGCGCCAGAUAUCAAGAUGGACGUCCAAAGUGCAGCAGGCAUGACGCCAAUGAUUCUGGCCAUUCGAUUAGGCCAUCGACGUCUGGCGACGAUGCUUCAAGCGGCUGCGCACAGUGAGGUUCCUGAAGUGUCCGAGUCGGAGAUCGAGAUGGACAUAUCUAGUCCAUUGGGCGCUGGUGGCUACGGGGCCGUGUACAAGGGCAUGUACAAUGGUCGUACGGUGGCCAUCAAGACGGCCGUCAACGCGUCUUGCAUCCAAGCACUCAUCUACGAGAUGGAGACCAUGCAGCUGUGCAACUCGCCGUACGUGCUCCAACUGCUCGCUGUCUCCCGUUCAUCGAGCCCCAAGCUCGUGCUGGAGUACAUGGACGCCGGCGAUUUGCGCAGCUACCUCGACGCCAAGCGACUCGGUCAACCCACCAAGGUUGAUGUCUCGCCACUGGACGUCGCGUGGGUGCUUGCGAAUGCCCUCGCCGAUCUGCACCACAACGGUCUUCUUCACCGGGAUCUCAAAAGCCACAACGUCCUCCUCUCUUCGACCAACUACAUCAAGCUCGCCGACCUCGGGAUUGCGCGCGAGUACGAGUCCAUCAUGACGACCGCCAAGGGCACACCGUACUGGACCGCCCCCGAGGUCUUUACGUCGGACAGUCAUUACAGCUUUGCCGCCGAUAUCUACUCGUUUGGCGUCAUUCUGACCGAGCUGGACACGCUCCAGCUGCCUUUUCACGACGUCAAGGGCCUCCGGCAAUGGGAUAUCAUGGACGGCGUGCGUCUCGGCAACCUCCGUCCGACAGUGAGCGCAAACUCUCCGCCUUGGUUGCGUCACCUUGCCGACGCCUGUCUGUCGUUUGACCCGACGCAGCGUCCGUCGGCGCAGAUGCUAGUGACUUCUCUCCAAAAGCUGCUCGGUCGCAGCAAACAAGCGUUGGCGCAGGAACCAGAGACCGAGCCCUUGGACCGCAAGACGCGCUCCACCGCGAUAUCAACACCCGAGAACCUCCACCGCUCCGACAAGCUACUCAGUCGCACGAGCUCAACAGUCAGCAGCGGCUCGGUGACGUCGUCCGUCACCUCUGGAGCAUCCACUGGCACGACGACGUACUCGUCAUGGUCCAACUCGAUGCUUGUGAGUACGCGCGUCGUGUGUCAGCUCUGCCGCGCCUCCAACUCGUUGCUUCAGACGCACUGCGAGGCCUGCGCCGGGUCGUUAGCUCCCGUGGCUUCCAAGCUCAAGGUCCUUCUCAAGCGUCUUGCGGUUGCCAAGAAGAACGGAUUUGAGAUCGACGACGGUCUCGUCUGCGUCUGCUGUGAAACACACCACAGUAUGACGGCCACGAUCUGCGACGAGUGCGACGAUGAACUUCCGGACGACCAAGAAAAGCUGCGUAUCCUUGUGCUGCGCAUCGAGCAAGCGGCCAACACGUAAGUCUCGUGAUCCAUCGAUCGAUUGAGCGACUAAAUGCAUGUUUUAAUAUUUGUAUACAGUCCAAAUGUGUUAUGUAGUACACAAACGCAGCGAGCACAAACGCAGCGAGCACAUGCUAUCUCUUUCAUCGACGAUCGCUCGAUUUUACCCUACACCUACCCUAGCCCUAGGCACAACAGCCGACCUGCAACUGGGUUUCAAAUGAUGCAGGACAAUAUACACUACUAGUACGAUCGAAGGUUGCUGUUGGAUUGCAUUGGAGAAGAGUGAUGCUGUACCAAUUUGCGUUAGUUCAUAUGAAUUCAC